AUGACGAAGGGAACGUCAUCGUUUGGAAAGCAUGGCAAUAAGAUGCAGAUGUUGUGCUGCCGCUGUGGCUCUAAGGCCUACCACCUUCAAAAGUCGACCUGUGGCAAAUGUGGCCACCCCGCCAAGCACAAGAGAAAGUGUAACUGGACUGCCAAGGCUACAAGACAAAAUACCACUGGGACUGGUCGAAUGAGGCACCUAAAAAUUGUAUCCUGCAGAUUCAGGCAUGGAUUCCAUGAAGGAACAACAACUGAACCCAAGAGGGCAGCUGUUGCAGCAUCCAGUUCAUCUUAA
Messenger RNA from Saimiri boliviensis boliviensis (Bolivian squirrel monkey), 294 nucleotides. The record is from RefSeq and is a predicted model, not a curated record. NCBI's taxonomy places the organism in Eukaryota, Metazoa, Chordata, Mammalia, Primates, Cebidae.